UAAGUUUAGUCAAAAGCUAAUCCCUUAUGGGUUUCCUGAAUUAAUCCUUGUUUAUAUACAUUUAGUCCCUUUAUGGUCUGUACACACCAUCACACUUUAGAACUUUUGGGGUUUUAUGUCUUCAUUAGUUUCAAUAUUUAUUCCAUUGUUAUUUACCAUUAAACUAAGCAAAAUCUUCCCACUUGAUUUUUAUCAUAUGUGAGUCCUCACCAAGUACUAAUGGUCAAGACAGAUUUUUAUUUUAUUUACUUAUUCUCUGAUGAAAAUCAAGACAGCCUUUUUAAGCAUAUUCUAUUCGUUGUUUCACAUGCAAACAUUGUUAAAUAUGUUUUUUGUUUAAUUGGUUGAAUUUCUAUUGAUGUAUCCGUUUUUUUGUUCCGUGAAGACCAUUGAAACAAUUCAAUACACAGUUUAUUAAAUAUGCUUCUUAUCUUCUUGCUUCGUUUUACCCGAUUUGUUUAUUAAAUCACGUAUCUUCCCAUGACAGUUUUUUAUUUGACUAAUACUAAAACGACCCCAGUUUUGUAUAUUAUUGAAUUGUAAAGUGGCUUCUGGUUGGUGUUAAUCUGUGGGAAUCUUUGAUGUUUAGAAAGCUUUUCUUAUUCAUUUUCUUCAAUUUUUUAUAUAUAUAAUUUCCUGCUCGGUUGACCAUUCUAGCAACUCCAAAGUUUCACGUGAGAUCCAUUAACCAAAGAAAGAAUCUUGACCUUUUAUUUACACCGGAUGUCUUCAUUGUGGAGCUGAGCAAUGGGAGGUUGUGUUUCCACUAGUAGUAAGAGUACUUGUAGUAACAAAAGCAAUGGAGAUAAGUUUUCUCCAUCAUGCUGUGAAGUCGGAUUCCUCGGGCAAAAGAGAAGGAAAAGAACAUUUUCUGAUCAUGUUAUCGGUCUCCAGCAUUUGCCCUCUAUUCCCAACAGGAUUUUCAUGAAUGGAAAGAGUCAAACUUCCUGCAUAUUCACCCAGCAAGGUCGGAAAGGGAUAAACCAGGAUGCCAUGAUUGUUUGGGAAGAUUUCAUGUCGGAAGAGGCAAUCUUUUGUGGUGUAUUCGACGGCCAUGGUCCACACGGCCACCUAGUUGCUCGCAAAGUUAGGGAUGCCCUGCCAUUAAAGCUUCUAUCAUUCUUGCAUUCUCUGCAGUCAAAGGAAAAUGGGACAGGCAAGACCUGCUUCAAAGGGAAUACAAACAAGUUGGAUGAAGAGUUGGAGAAAGUUGGCUCAGCAGAGGAUAAACUAAAUUCAUUGUGGAAAGAAGCCUUCCUGAAGUCAUAUAAGGCCAUGGACAAGGAGCUGAGAUCUCAUCCAAAUUUGGAUUGCUUCUGCAGUGGCAGUACUUCUGUCACUAUUGUCAAACAGGGGUCAAAUCUUUUCAUGGGGUAUAUAGGGGACUCUCGGGCAAUUAUGGGAUCCAAGGACAGCAGUGAUUCCAUGGUUGCAGUCCAGUUGACUGUUGAUUUAAAGCCUGAUCUGCCGAGGGAAGCCGAAAGGAUUAAACGAUGCAAAGGAAGGGUCUUUGCUUUGCAAGAUGAACCUGAAGUUCCCAGAGUAUGGUUGCCAUUUGAUGAUGCACCUGGCCUAGCAAUGGCUCGAGCCUUUGGCGAUUUCUGUUUGAAAGAGUAUGGAGUAAUUUCGAUUCCUGAAUUCUCGCAUCGAACUCUUACAGAGAAAGAUCAGUUCAUAGUUAUUGCUUCUGAUGGGGUCUGGGAUGUCUUGAGCAACGAGGAGGUGGUUGAGAUAGUCUCCACAGCUCCAACUCGGUCUUCAGCUGCAAGAAUUUUGGUUAACUCAGCUGCUCGUGAAUGGAAACUCAAAUAUCCAACUUCGAAGAUGGAUGACUGUGCAGUAGUAUGUGUAUUUCUAGAUGGGAAAAUGGACUCUGAAUCAGACUAUGAAGAUCAGUGUUAUUCUUCAGCAACCCUUCAAAGUAACCAUUCGGGUAAUGCGGUUGAAUCAGACGAUGGCCAAAAGUCAGAGCCAUCGCUGCAAAGGAACUUCACAGUAAGAUCAUCAGAAGAAAGUGACAAUUAUGGAAGACUCCCAACUGAGCUUGAAGGGAAUAGUGAAGCUGCUGUAACUGAAGAUCAAAACUGGUUAGGCUUGGAAGGUGUAACGAGAGUCAACUCUCUUGUUCAGCUACCAAGAUUUUCUGAGGAAAGGCCAACUUAAAAAAUUUUGUUACUUGAUGUGUACAAAUGAAAUGGGUUUUUUUUGGUGAUAUGCGUUUCCAUUUUCAGCCGCAAUAUUCAACCCAAAAAGGCUGGAAAUCAUUCUCUGAAUGAUUGACCAAAAAGUCACAAACUCUUUGUUUAGCUCCAUCAACAAAAUCAAUUUGUUUGUUGAACUUGCACAAAAUUUAGUGGGAACAGUUCAUGCUAGGGGAAGUGACUCACUACAUAUUUAUGUUCAUAUAUUUGCAAAUUGUACUAUAGUAUUUGGUUGAAAUUCUAGCCAUAUCUUCAUUUGGGUACGUACACCUCCAA
Cannabis sativa is the source of this 2477-nucleotide messenger RNA. RefSeq names its product probable protein phosphatase 2C 52. Gene Ontology annotation, biological process: protein dephosphorylation. The record is from RefSeq and is a predicted model, not a curated record. The transcript is spliced from 6 exons. The coding region runs from base 748 to 2163 and encodes 471 amino acids. Gene Ontology annotation, molecular function: protein serine/threonine phosphatase activity. Lineage: Eukaryota; Viridiplantae; Streptophyta; Magnoliopsida; Rosales; Cannabaceae.